This is a messenger RNA of Salvelinus sp. IW2-2015, 559 nucleotides long. Its product is annotated as general transcription factor 3C polypeptide 5-like. The record is from RefSeq and is a predicted model, not a curated record. Gene Ontology annotation, molecular function: RNA polymerase III type 1 promoter sequence-specific DNA binding; RNA polymerase III type 2 promoter sequence-specific DNA binding. Gene Ontology annotation, cellular component: transcription factor TFIIIC complex. Gene Ontology annotation, biological process: transcription initiation at RNA polymerase III promoter. Lineage: Eukaryota; Metazoa; Chordata; Actinopteri; Salmoniformes; Salmonidae.
CCAACCGUGGACCUCCACCCUGAUAAAACAGAAGCUGCUGCUCCCUAUCAUGGCCUACUAUAUGGUGACAGGCCCCUGGAGGAGCCUCUGGGUGAGAUUUGGCUACGACCCUUGCAAGACACCAGACGCCAAGAAAUACCAGGUGCUGGACUUCAGGAUCCGCUGCAGUACCAAGCACGGAUAUACUAUAAAUGACAUGCCAGUGAAGGCCAAGAGGAGCACUUUCAACUAUACCCUGCCAAUCACACUUAACAAAGCAGUGCCCCAGGCUGCUAAUGUGACAGAUUUACCACCCGAGGGCCCUGCUGGUGGACGUAGUGCUAAUAUAACCAGAUACCAGCUCAAGGAUUCCUCAUACAUAUUCCGAGAUGGGACCCUGCCCCCCCACAGGCAGAUGUUCUACCAGCUCUGUGAUCUGGAUGUGGAGAGCAUAAGGAACGUGAUCAGUCGGAACGAUGGCCAGGAGGAGGAGUGUGACGAGAGGGAUGGCUGGUGUCUGUCCCACACCUCUGAUGACCUCAGAGAUAUCAUGUCCUCUAUGAUCAAGCAGGUUAUCCGU